This is a messenger RNA of Dictyostelium discoideum AX4, 2439 nucleotides long. RefSeq lists its product as hypothetical. Gene Ontology annotation, biological process: ribonucleoprotein complex biogenesis; box H/ACA snoRNP assembly; ribosome biogenesis. The transcript has a single exon. Gene Ontology annotation, molecular function: RNA binding. Lineage: Eukaryota; Evosea; Eumycetozoa; Dictyosteliales; Dictyosteliaceae. The coding region runs from base 1 to 2439 and encodes 812 amino acids. The record is from RefSeq and is a predicted model, not a curated record. Gene Ontology annotation, cellular component: sno(s)RNA-containing ribonucleoprotein complex; nucleus.
AUGGAUAAAUAUUUAAUAACAGAACCAACUAUUGUUAAUGUGAAUGAUAAUAUUAAUAAUGAUAAUAAUAAUAAUAAUAAUGAAAUAAUAAAAACAAAUGUUGAGGAAAAAAUUACAAAUUCUUCAAUUCAAACAGAAAAUAAAAUUAAAGAAGAAGAAAUUAAAAAUGAAAUAAAAAUAUCGGAAACAGUACAAGUUAAACCACAAUUGGAAAAUGAAAAUAUUCAAAACGAAAUGAAACAUGAGGAUAAACAAGAUGUUAAAGAUAUAGAAUUCAAAGAUACACCAAUAAUUGAAAGUACCAAACAAGAUACUACAGUAGUUUUAGAAAGUGUAGAAAUUAUAAAAGAAAAGGAACAAGUUAUAAACAAUCAAACCAAUAAUGAAACUAUAACAAAUGAAUCUGUUGAUGUUAAAAAUGAAACCGAUGCAUUAUUGAAAACUGAAUCAAAUGAAACAACAAUCACAUCCAAUGAAAAUAAUAGCAAUAAUAACAUUAACACCAACACUACUGAUACAACCACUCCUCUAAACCAUAAUAAAACUGAAAAUAUUGUUACUGAUCCAACAAACAAUGAUCCUACUAAUUGUGAUAAUAAUAGUAAUAGUAAUAAUAAUAGUGAUAGUUCAGAUAGUAAUAGUUCAGAUAGUGAAGGAUCAGAUAGUGAUAGUGAUAGUUCAGAUAGUGAUAGUAGUUCCUCAUCUGAUGAUGAUUUAGAUGAUAUAAUAUCAAAACCAAAACCAACUACAAAUAAUAAUAAUAAUAAAACUAAUAAUAAUAAUAAUAAUAAUAAUAAUAAUAAUAAUAAUAAAAAUAAAAAUAAAAAUAAAAAUAAAAAAAAGAAUAAAAAUGAUGAAGAUGAUGAAGAUUAUGAUGGUGAUAAUUCUGAUAAUGAUUUACCAAAAGAAGAACCAAUAUUUGUUGAAAUACCAAAAGAAGUUCAAAUUUGUGAAUUUGGUAUUUUAAAAUCAAUCGUUGAUGAUGUAUUGGUAAUUAAAUCAAUUAAUGUAGUUUCACAAGCUUUGGAUAUCGAUUCAAUCGUUUGUUUACAAGAUAGAACUACAAUUGGAAGAAUUUAUGAAGUAUUUGGUCAAGUAUUUCAACCAAUUUAUUCUGUAAGAAUACCAAGUAACUUAGAUAUUACAAUUUCAAAUAAUAAUAAUAAUAAUAAUAAUAAUAAUAAUAAUAAUAAUAAUAAUAAUAAUAAUAAUAAUAAUAAUAAUAAUAAUAAUAAUAAUAAUAAUAAUAAUAAUAAUAAUAGCAAUAACAAUAAUAAUACUUUGAAAAAACAAGGACAACUAGAGGAAGAGAAAAAAGGAGAAGUAGAAAAAGAAGAAGAGAAAAAAGGAGAGGUAGAAAAAGAAGAAGAGAAAAAAUUACAUGUUAAUAUAAAUGAACAACAAGAAGAAAAAGAAAAUAAAGAACAACCAACUGAACAAACGACAACUGAACAAGAAAAAGAAAAAGAAAAAGAAAAAGCUGGUGAAUUAAAAUUAACAGAACAAAAUGGCGGAUCUGAAGCAAAUGCUGUUGAGAAUAAUACAGCUAAUGUAUUGGUGGAAGAUAAAAAAGUUUUAGAAAAGAAAAAAAUUGUUCUCCAAGCAGAUACAAAAAUUUAUUAUGUCAAUCAACCUGAUUUAUCAAAGUUUGUAAUAGCUUCACAAAUCUAUACAAAAGGUUUUGAUGCUUCAAAUGAAAAUGAUGAUGAAUUGGAAGAAAAUGAAAUGGAUUUUAGCGAUGACGAAAAAGAAAGAGAAUUUAAAGCUCAAAGAAAAAUGAAAAAAAAUAAUAACAAAAAAAGAAAAAAUAUGAACAAUAACAAUAAUAAUAACAAUAACAAUAACAAUACUAAUGAUAACGAUGGUUGUGUGAUUCCUCCAACAAAUAAUAGAAACUUUAAUAGAAGAAAUAAUAGCUACAAUAACAGUAACAAUAGUAAUAACAAUAAUAACAAUAAUAACAAUAGCAAUAUCAAUAAUAAUAAUAAUAAUAAUGGAAAUAGAAAUAAUCAAAAUAAAUACCAAAAACAAGAUUUUAGUUUUGAUUAUACUCCACUUUCAAGAAAUAAUAUUAAUCAAGCAGUAAACACUCAAGAAAAUUCACAAUUACAACCACAACAACCACCACCACAACAACAACAACAACAACCACAACAACAACAACCACAACAACAACAACAACCACAACCAAAUAACUUAAACAAACCUCAACAACAAUUUCAACCACAACCAUUGUAUAGACCUCAAAAUACAUUUAAACCACAACCCCAAUCACAACAACCACAACAAAAUAUUUAUCAGUCUUACCAAAGUUUAAUUCAAAUGUAUCAAAAUAAUACUCAACAACAACCACAACAACAACCACAACAACAACAACAACAACAACAACAACAACAACAACAACAACAACAACAACAACAACAACAACAACAACACUAA